Mucor velutinosus is the source of this 1716-nucleotide messenger RNA. RefSeq lists its product as uncharacterized. Lineage: Eukaryota; Fungi; Mucoromycota; Mucoromycetes; Mucorales; Mucoraceae. Bases 1 to 1716 code for a protein of 571 amino acids. The record is from RefSeq and is a predicted model, not a curated record. Gene Ontology annotation, cellular component: small-subunit processome; nucleolus; Noc4p-Nop14p complex. Gene Ontology annotation, biological process: ribosome biogenesis. The transcript is spliced from 6 exons.
AUGGCUCCAGCAUCAAAGAGAAAGAGAGGAGGAAACAGCACUACUGAAAACUUCAAAGACGUUCGUCAAAAGAUCAGAACGCUGGAAGCAGGUUUAAGCGACAAAUCCAACUUGAACAACAUUGUAGAGAUCACAAAGUACACCAAAAGCAAUAAUGCACAGAUUGCGCAUGCUGCCAUACACUCACUCAACCGUGUAUACACAUCACUCUUGAUGGCUGGCGAUUUGAAAAAGCUGAAAAACGCCGAUGAAUCAUCUGCUAAAGCCAAGGUCAAUGCCUGGCUUCGUGAGCAAUACAGCGACUAUUUGGCUCAUGUCAGAGGUUUGCUGUCCAGCGAUGAGCCCGGUCUUCAGUUGCCAGCCUUCACUAUUUUGAUGAACAACAUCAAGUCUGAAUCAGAAAAUUUCAUGAACACCAAUGGAUCUUACCAUUUCGCCAACAAUGUGUACGGUCCCAUUGUCAAGGAGAUCAUCUUCAACACCAACUUUAAUGAGCAUUUGCGCAAGGAGGUUGUGGACAAAUACCUGAAUGUAUACGAUGAUUUGAGACACUACUUUUUGAAGGACGCAGCUGAGUUGAUGGAACAGGCCUAUGAAAAGAAGGAGACCGCCAAAAAGCAAAAGAGCAGCAAAAAGACAAAAUUUUCUACAGAGGAGACAGAGGCUGGCAAUGGCCACCUUGGUUUAGUUGCAAACAAUGUAUUUGCUAUCUUGGAGAGCAUUCGCACUAUGCCAACUGAAGCAUCCGAGAUUGAUGAAUUCUGGACCGUCAAUCCAUCUGUAUACGAUGCCAAACCCACCACCAAAUCCAAAAAAACAGACGAUUUAUUGGGCGAUGAAGGAUUACUGUCGGAUUCAGACAUGGAGGACACGGAGCAAGAUCAACCAACAGCUACAAAGACAAAAAAGAGAAAGCAUCCACUUUUGCAGCUGUCAGUACACAAGCGUGGCUUCACUGACUGCUGGCUCAAAUUGAUGAAACUGCCCUUGUCUGAAGAAAUGUACAAGAAGAUUCUGUUGAUUUUACACAAGCGCAUUUUGCCUCAUUUGUCAGAGCCCAAAUUAUUGAUGGAUUUUUUGACAGAUUCAUACAACGUGGGCGGUGCUGUCAGUUUAUUGGCUUUGAACGGCUUAUUCACAUUGAUCACAGAACACAAUCUGGACUAUCCUGAUUUUUAUACAAAGCUGUACUCUUUACUGGACAGAAAUGUAAUGCAUGUCAAGUAUAGAUCUCGCUUCUUCCGUCUUUUGGAGCUUUUCUUGUCGUCUGCAUACCUUCCUGCUGCACUUAUUGCUGCCUUCAUCAAGCGUAUGGCACGCUUGUCCUUAACUGCACCUCCUGCAGCCAGUGUCAUUAUCAUCCCAUUCAUCUACAACCUCUUGAAGCGUCAUCCUACAUGCAUGAGUUUGAUCCACAGCAACAAGGCUGUUGAAGAAGCCACUGAUCCCUUCAGCAUGGACAAUUUGAACCCUUAUGAAUGCAAAGCCAUCGAGUCAUCGCUUUGGGAAGUGCAGACCUUGAGCCAGCAUUACUAUGCAAAUGUGUCAACGCUUGCUAAAAUCUUUAGUGAGCAAUUCUUGAAGCCUAAAUACAACCUGGAGGAUUUCUUGGACCAUACUUAUGCAACAUUCUUUACUACUGAAAUUAAUCGCAAGAGAAAGAGGGAACCAGCAUUGGCAAUUGACAAACCAGCAGCAUGCGUUUGGGAAAUCUAG